GGGACGGGACGGCCUGGCCCAGCGAACCCGGUUCACGGAGGAGGGGGGUGGGGGGAAAGAGCCGCCGUCACUCUGCUGGCCCCCUGGCGAUCUACAAUCCAAAGGGCCAUCAACUUGUGACGAGUUUGGGAGAAGUGGAGCAGGCGCCUGUUGAAGAUAAGGGGGGAUUCGGCAGAAAAUGGCAGGGAACAAGCUGCUGGGCUGGAUGGCCCUGGCGCUCAGCCAGACAGCAUGCCUUGCAUUGUUGGUGACUGUACCGGAGACCCGACGUGUAACCACACUUUUUUCUUCAAUCGCUCUAAGAUGUGAUUAUUCCACAUCCUCGCAAUCUCAAGAUGUAGUUGUCACCUGGCGUUUCAAGACAUUUUGCAAAGACCCCAUAUUUGAAUACUAUUCUUCAUCGUACAUUGCUAUGUUGAGUAUGGGCCAAGAUCCAACCAAUGAUUGCCAAGAUGAUCAGCGACAGGUGCGAAUUGUAAUUCAGAAACGGGGCCAGAAUGAGCCGAUACUGGGGAACGAAUAUAGACAAAGGAAGAUCACCAUUCAAAAUAGAGCUGACUUGUGGAUCAGUGAAGUGAUGUGGUGGGACCACGGUGUUUAUUUCUGUACUGUUGAGGCACCAGGUGAUACAACAGGGGACUCUGACAAAGAAGUUCGACUUAUUGUUCUACAUUGGCUGACGGUGAUCUUUAUUGUCAUGGGUUUUUUACUAUUAUUCAUAUUGAUUAGUAUCUGUUGGUGCCAAUGCUGUCCACAACGAUGCUGUUGCUAUGUUCGAUGUAUUUGCUGCCCAAAACGCUGCUGUUGCCCAGAGAAAGCUCUUGCAAGGCACGAACUAGUCAAACAGGCAAAGCAGGGAUUAUUACCUUGGAUGUACAAUAGGCCUAUAUAUGGUGAGGAAGAAAGGAAUUCACAGUUAAACUCAUUCUACAUGAAUGGGCCAUCACAAAGAGAUUUUUCCACAAAGAACAGUGUACCUUUGACGAUGAUUCCUUACAGUGCCCAUCCAAACUCUUCUGUUAAGAUGCUGGACUACAUAGAGAACGAGGUGAAAAACUUGAAUACUGUACAGCCUCUACAAAAUGGAAUCCGUACAAGUGGUAGCCCACCUCCCAGUGUGCUUUCAUCUCUAAAUGAAAUUGGAGUUAGAGAGGUAGAUCGGCGUGUUAUCCACCUGCCCCCAAUAUUGGAGACAAUCCGUGAAACAAGCCUUCCCUCAUCACAACAAACCAGCAACUCAUCCCGAAGGAAUUAUCAAAGAAGGGCUAGAAGCCACGAGGACAUUUUGGAAUCAGAGGUUCGUGGAAAUCAAAGGUCACAGGGAGGAUCAAGGUCCAGUCGGAGCUCACAAGACAGAAGAUCUAACCGAAAUCCGGGGAACAGGAGGGGUGAUUUUGAAGAUGGACGACAGAUAAGUCAGUUACUUCCAAGAGAACGAAGUCGUGGAGAUUAUAGUGAUGAUGAUUCAGAUUAUGAUCGAUCAAGACACAGCAGUUCAAAUCAGAGGAAUGGCAGAAGAGGUUAUGAGGAGGAUAGACGAUCACAUCGCAGAAGUAAUAGAGACUACUCACCUGAACGAAGGCGUAGGCGCAGAGACCGAAGCUAUUCACCUCCACCUCGUGGAAGGCGUCAAGGAUCAUGGAGUUCUCUGGAUGAUUAUGAAAACCGCUCUCGGCCAAACAGAAUUCAGCAAGAUGAUCGAAUGGCUGAUUGGUUGGAAACCCUGAAAAAGCCAUUUAAAUAUCAUGAGAAGCCCCCAAGCUAUCAUUCAGUAGAUGGGGCAUCACAAGAAAGUAGUACACGAAGAUCGAAUAGUGGACGCCUCUCAGGACGUGGAAGUUCUCGGAGCGGUAGAAGUGUUGUGAUAUGAUGGAAACCUCCACGUCAUUUUCCACAAUUGAUCUGUUGGUUAUGUUGAAGUACAGAUGGUGACCUCUGUUAUCUUUUAAGCAUAUCUUUUCUUCAUGGCUUUUACAGGACAUAAUGAAAGCCCCAAUUUGUAUAUUACUUCAAGCUGUGCUUGAGAUGUAUAACUUUGCAACAGGAACUGUUAAUCUUUGACAAGGAAGCUUACUUCAUUCUUACUGAUUUUGAUAUAGACAAAGUACAAUUGGAUGUUGGUGAAUAAUUUAGUUUUUUUUUAAAUUACGUACACUUAGUGGGGAAUUGACAGCUAUCUCACCUACACCUGGGUUUGUAUCCAGUCCAGAGAGUAAGAGGUUUCCUGUCUUUGAGGAAAUGUAUAUUACUUUGAAGCUACCAGUAAAUAUUUCAGUUACUCUGUACCUUCUAAAUCUAUCAAAAAUCUCAUCUUUUAAGAAUGUAUUUUAGACAGUGGCAGGAAAAAUUGUCAUAUGGAUCAUAAAUGAUUGUUGAGGAUUGUUUUUCAAUCCAGUAAUUUAGAGAUUUAUCAAAGUUAGGAAACCAUUUCAAAUUGUCAUGUAGAAGUUAUUUUUAAACUUUCAUAUUUUGAUAUUGUUUAAUAUAAUUGAUCUGUACAUUGGAAUAAAUUAAAAUUAUUCUU
Molecule: messenger RNA, 2524 nt
Organism: Pristis pectinata (smalltooth sawfish)
Lineage: Eukaryota; Metazoa; Chordata; Chondrichthyes; Rhinopristiformes; Pristidae
Product: immunoglobulin-like domain-containing receptor 1
Exons: 8
Coding region: 179-1870 (563 amino acids)
Cellular component (GO): plasma membrane
Molecular function (GO): high-density lipoprotein particle receptor activity
Source: RefSeq, a predicted model, not a curated record